Molecule: messenger RNA, 753 nt
Organism: Dictyostelium discoideum AX4
Lineage: Eukaryota; Evosea; Eumycetozoa; Dictyosteliales; Dictyosteliaceae
Exons: 2
Coding region: 1-753 (250 amino acids)
Source: RefSeq, a predicted model, not a curated record
AUGUCUAUAAAAUCAAAAACAAAUUCAGUAAAACAUGAACCAUAUCUAUAUAGACCAACAAAUAUUUUAACUAGGUCAAGAACCAAGGCAUUUGAUGAAUCAUGUACUAUAAAAGAAAAAGAUAAAGGAUUCAAAUCAACUUAUAUCAAAGCUAAAACCAUUCAAAGGAAAAAAAAACAAAUAAAAGAGUCAUUAGAUGAAGAAAUAAUUGAGCCAAAAGAUUUUGAUAUUAAAGAUUCUUGUGAAAAUGAAGAUAAUUGUGAAAAUGAUUUUAGUGGUGAUGAAGAAAUUGAUAAUAAUUUAACAAAUAAAAAAUUAAUAGAAAAAAAAAAACAUUGUCUUGUUGAAGCAAAGUGUAGAAGAAGAAGAAUUGAACUUUACAAAAAUUUACACAACGUUAUUGAAUCAAUUGAAGAAAAGUUAAAUCACCAAAUCCCACUCUAUAAAAUAAUUGAUAAUAGAAGAAAAGUUGAUAUAAAAAAUGGAAAAUAUACUCAAGAACACAUACUCCGAAAAAUUUAUUCCACCAUUUUAAUCAAUGAAAAAUUUAUUAAAAAUAAUAAUCAAUCAAAAAAUUUAAUAAAUUCAAAUAAUGACACAAUUGAAGAUGAAAAUAAAAAUGAAAAUGAAAAUGAAGAUGAAAAUGAAAAUGAAAAUGAAAAUAUUGGUGAAAUUAAACAAAAUCCAAUUGAAAAAAUUGGUUAUUAUGGAUUAAAGAACUUGCUUCUUGCAAGUGAAAUUGACGGUGAAUAA